UAUAACUGGUUUGAUAUUAAUGUAGCAUGAUGUAAAAAUUUGUCGUCAAAAGUAAAAAAUGCCAGAAUUUAUAAAGUCCCUCUUAAAGCCAAUUGGAGCAUCGUAUAUAAAGCGUAAAAUAGAAAUUUCUAAAAGGAAUGGUUGGAGGCACGCCAUUUUUAAAUCCGAGACCAGGUUUUACAAACGACUUGUCACAGGAUAUUACAAAGGAGAAUGGAAAAACGACAAGAAAGAGGGCAAGGGUAGUGAACUAAACAGAAACGGAUUUGUGUACGAAGGUGAUUGGCUCGAUGGUAAACGACAUGGAUAUGGUGUCCUGAGUCAGAUUCACGAGGAUGGUACUAUUUGUAUGCGUUACAUUGGCCAAUGGAUGAAUGGAAAAAAGAAUGGAUUUGGGUAUAGUUGGUACAAAAACGACAGCUAUUAUGAGGGCGAGUUUUAUCAAAAUAAACGAGAAGGUUAUGGUCGUAUUUGGUACUGUAAUGGAGACCACUAUGAAGGCAAUUGGAAGAACGAUCUUCCCGAUGGCAUAGGAAUAUUCGUUAAAUUUAGCGGGAAUAGAUACGAGGGUGAAUUCGUGGCGGGCAAAAAGGAAGGACGCGGCACCUUUUAUCACAUAGUUACUGGACAGAAACAAUCUGGCAUUUGGAGAAGUGAUUCCUGUAUAAGUAGCACUAUGUCAGACAUGUACUUGCGACAAUCGGCUCCUAUUCCAACGCCAUAUCCUAUUCCGCGGGUAUACACCAUUAGCGAAAUCAAAGACGUGUAUAAAAUGGACAAUGAUAAUACCAAAGAGGAAGAAGUACCGUUUCCUACAUGUAAAAGACCAUUAAAGCGCAUAUACCCAAACAUCUGCGUGUCCGUAAACACAUGUCCCUGUUUGGAUUAA
Molecule: messenger RNA, 889 nt
Organism: Dufourea novaeangliae
Lineage: Eukaryota; Metazoa; Arthropoda; Insecta; Hymenoptera; Halictidae
Product: MORN repeat-containing protein 3-like
Exons: 4
Coding region: 59-889 (276 amino acids)
Source: RefSeq, a predicted model, not a curated record